AAAAUAUCCCGUGCAAUAAUUCACUAGAACAACAAAAACAAGAAUUGCAAGAAAAUCCAAAACCCCUAUGCCUCUUCUUCUACUAAAUAAGUAAUAUUGUUUCUGGUGAUAUAAAACAACUUCUUCACUUUGAAAGGAAAGGAAAGAGUAAAAAGAAAGAUUUGUUUGUAUUGAACUUUAUGGUAUAGAUUACUACUUGGAACAGGUCUAAUUAUACUGUCUUGUCGCAGACGGACCUAAUGGCUUUUGCUUUCCAAAAAAGAACAGGUUUGGAAUUGGAAUUCCUAAAUUUUCAGGUUACAACCAAAUAUGACCUUUCAGUCACUAUUUAUCACUUCCCUUCUUUACCACUCCCAUAAAGACACCAAAGACAAAGCGACCACAUAGCCCCUACCACUGGUUCUUUAUAUCGUCCUUCGUUCGCUACCAUAAGUCUCAGAACCCACAAGUGCUAUUAACAAUUUCUAGUUUCAGGGAAGAACAGGAGGACGGUUUAAUUUCAUCAUAUGAAGAAGAUGAACACUUGCAUACUAGUCCCAUCAUAGUAUAUUCAAUAUUUUUGCCAAGAAUUGGGUAUAUUCUACUGCAAUUUCCUGCUGCAAAAUCCAAGAUUAAGAAUUUAAAGAUCAUGGAGGUUUAUCAUCGUCCUUACCGGCGGUUACUUCUUGAUCCCCAUCCUGUUAUCCCACCUAGUAGUACUGUAAGCAAACCCCACCACGGUUACUCAAACGAAGCAAAUUUUGACACCAACAUGGUGAUCAUUUUAGCAGCUCUGCUCUGUGCAUUAAUAUGUGCUCUUGGCCUAAAUUCAAUUGUGAGAUGUGCGUUACGUUGCAGCCGGAGAUUUGCUUUUGAGUCAGAAAAUGCCACGGCUGCACGCUUAGCUGCCGCAGGGCUGAAAAAGAGCACACUUAGGCAACUUCCGGUGUCUGUUUAUGGAUCAGGAGUUAAUAUUCCAGCCACGGAUUGUCCCAUUUGCCUCGGCGAAUUCAUGGACGGUGAGAAAGUAAGAGUUUUGCCGAGAUGUCACCAUGGGUUUCAUGUGAAGUGCAUAGAUAUUUGGUUGGCUUUACAUUCUUCUUGUCCAACAUGUCGACAAUCAUUGCUGGAACAGAACACAACAACAGCAGUGGAUGUUGAAACUGGAUUGGGGCAACCUGCUACUGCUGCUUCAGGUGGACAUGCUGAUGCUACUCCUACAACUGCUGCUGAUCAGGAGGUUUUCCUUUUGGUGAUUAUAAGCGAUUCAUAGCAAUUUACAGUUGCGUUGUCAGAUGUCAAUAGUAAGAUGGAGGUCGUGUUACUAUGGCCAGCAAGUCAUGUAGAUCAAAAGCCACUUGGUUCCAAAUAUCAAAUCAUGAUCUUGAACUGCCAGAAACAAUGCCUCUACCGAGUUAAUCAGCAUCAACACUGGAAACUGCAAAUUUGAGCACUAGAAAGCCGAAAGUUUAAAUAUUUGAUUAUGCGUUCCUUUUUCUCUCUUAUUCGGGUUAUUACCUGAACUUCUACUUGUUUGGUCUCUGUAUGAUUUGAUGAGGCACACUAAUAUACUGAUUGUUUGCCAUAAGGAACAAAAGGAAUCAUAAGCAUGUGCUAAAAGAACAGAAUCUCUCUACACAACUUUUCAUCAUGUAGUUCUUUCUUCCUCUUUUAUGGAUCAAAUUGGUCCACAACGUCUCUUGGGGUAGAAAAAAUCUACUUAUUGCAAUUGGCAAAGUAAGGUAUCAGCUGGACAUUUAAGGGGCCUUUUGGUAGUGUACUAAAAAGUAUAAUGAAUGCAUUAAUUAACGUGUAUUAC
Capsicum annuum is the source of this 1798-nucleotide messenger RNA. Its product is annotated as RING-H2 finger protein ATL74. The transcript is spliced from 2 exons. Bases 629 to 1252 code for a protein of 207 amino acids. Gene Ontology annotation, molecular function: transferase activity. NCBI's taxonomy places the organism in Eukaryota, Viridiplantae, Streptophyta, Magnoliopsida, Solanales, Solanaceae. Gene Ontology annotation, biological process: protein ubiquitination. The record is from RefSeq and is a predicted model, not a curated record.